AUGAGUUACGCGGCCUAUAAAGUUGUCCACCCGCCGACCGGCGUCACAUGCUGUGCGUCUGGGUUCCUUACUCGCUCCGCGGCCGCCGAGCCUCUGCCGAACCUGAUCGUCAGCCGCGGAAAUGUCUUGCAAGUGUUUUCGGUGCGAAGCGACGUGGUGCGCGGGGAGGCGGAGGAGGGGGAGCGGAAAGGGGAAGCGGGGAAAGACGGGGGAAGUCGCAAUGAUGCAGGAAACAGCGUUCUUCCUGGAGCAACGCUGGAUGUUGUCUGCGAGUUCAGGCUGAACGGAGUGGUAGAGAGCAUAGCGGUCGUGCCAGGCGCGGCAGCAGCUGACGCAGCAGGCUGGGUGGGGACUGGGGGAGGUGGAUCUAACUCCACGGGUGGUGGGGGAAAAGGAGCAGGGCGAGGUGCGGCAGGGGGAGAGGGGGGCGGGAGAGGAGGGAGAGGGAGGGGGGGACGGCAAUCGGGAAGGAGAGAAGGAAGAGGUGGUGCAGGGAGCGCAGGGGACCCGAGUGCAGCACAGGGUGCUACUGGUGGUGGCAUUGGCAGUGGAAACAGCAGCGUUUGUGGUAGUGGCAGCGGCAGCGGCAGUGGCGGCAUGGGGUACAGUGGUCGCAAGGAUGCGUUGGUGCUGACGUUUCGAGAGGCCAAAGUGUCCGUGGUGGAGUUUGAUGAUGCGGUGCAGAGGCUCAAAGUCAGCUCCCUGCAUUACCUCGAAGGGCCUGAGUGGACGGCCCGAAAGCGGGGCAGAGAAAACUUUCCGCUCCCGCCCAUCGCGCGCUCCGAUUGGUCGGGCAGGUGCUCUGCUGUGCUGGUGUACCGCUGCCACCUGCACUUUCUCACUCGCAAGCAGCCAGGUCACACCCAGACAGGUCACAACCAUCCAGGCAACACAGAGACAGGUCCAGAUGCUGCCCUCAUCUCUCCCACAACCCAACGUUCUGCUUCCUUCAAGGGAGGCUUGGACCGUUCAACCUCAUUCCGAGGAGGCUCGGCAGGCGAGGCUCCCAGGUUUGGCGGCUCGUUCACUAUCGACUUGCGCCCCCUUGGGAUCUCCAAUGUGCGGGAUUUUGUCUUCUUGUCCGAGCCUGGAGACCCGAUCGUAGCAGUGUUGUGGGAGGAGGGCAGCGCGUGGGCGGGGAGGCUGGGAGGGUCAUCCCCCGCUGUUCUAGAGGCCCGCUUCUCCUGUGCUGUCACCUUUCUGCGAGUGUCCCUGCACACCCGCUCACAUCUCAUACUUGGGACCACCAAGUCUGUUCCCCGCCCCCUUCCCCAAAACCUCUUCCCCUCUCCCCUCCCGCUCCCUCCCUCUCCCCUCCCGCUCUCCUCGCUCUCCCCCCCUUCUCCCCCCACACUCCACCGUUCUUGCAGCAUCUCCCCUUGGACGCCUACGCGCUCUUCCCGGCCCCCUUCCCCCUCUGGAGUGGAGCCGGCUCGUCCUCCCUCCCCACUCGUGUGUUUUGAGUCGACUCAAAACACGCCCCCUUCCCCCUCUGGAGUGGAGCCGGCUCGUCCUCCCUCCCCACUCGUGUGUUUUGAGUCGACUCAAAACACGCCCCCUUCCCCCUCUGGAGUGGAGCCGGCUCGUCCUCCCUCCCCACUCGUGUGUUUUGAGUCGACUCAAAACACGCCCCCUUCCCCCUCUGGAGUGGAGCCGGCUCUUCCUCCCUCUCACUCUUUCCACCCUCUCACCCUUUCCACCCUCUCACUCUUUCCACCCUCUCACCCUUUCCACCCUCUCACCCUUUCCACCCUCUCACCCUUUCCACCCUCUCACCCUUUCCACCCUCUCACUCUUUCCACCCUCUCACUCUUUCCACCCUUUCACCCUUUCCACCCUCUCACUCUUUCCACCCUCUCACUCUUUCCACCCUCUCACUCUUUCCACCCUCUCACCCUUUCCACCCUCUCACUCUUUCCACCCUCUCACUCUUUCCACCCUCUCACCCUUUCCACCCUCUCACUCUUUCCACUCUCACCCUUUCCACCCUCUCACUCUUUCCACCCUCUCACUCUUUCCACCCUCUCACCCUUUCCACCCUCUCACUCUUUCCACCCUCUCACCCUUUCCACCCUCUCACCCUUUCCACCCUCUCACCCUUUCCACCCUCUCACCCUUUCCACCCUCUCACCCUUUCCACCCUCUCACCCUUUCCACCCUCUCACUCUUUCCACCCUCUCACCCUUUCCACCCUCUCACUCUUUCCACCCUCUCACCCUUUCCACCCUCUCACCCUUUCCACCCUCUCACCCUUUCCACCCUCUCACCCUUUCCACCCUCUCACUCUUUCCACCCUCUCACUCUUUCCACCCUUUCACCCUUUCCACCCUCUCACUCUUUCCACCCUCUCACUCUUUCCACCCUCUCACUCUUUCCACCCUCUCACCCUUUCCACCCUCUCACUCUUUCCACCCUCUCACUCUUUCCACCCUCUCACCCUUUCCACCCUCUCACUCUUUCCACUCUCACCCUUUCCACCCUCUCACUCUUUCCACCCUCUCACUCUUUCCACCCUCUCACCCUUUCCACCCUCUCACUCUUUCCACCCUCUCACCCUUUCCACCCUCUCACCCUUUCCACCCUCUCACCCUUUCCACCCUCUCACCCUUUCCACCCUCUCACUCUUUCCACCCUCUCACCCUUUCCACCCUCUCACCCUUUCCACCCUCUCACCCUUUCCACCCUCUCACCCUUUCCACCCUCUCACCCUUUCCACCCUCUCACCCUUUCCACCCUCUCACCCUUUCCACCCUCUCACCCUUUCCACCCUCUCACCCUUUCCACCCUCUCACCCUUUCCACCCUCUCACUCUUUCCACCCUCUCACCCUUUCCACCCUCUCACCCUUUCCACCCUCUCACCCUUUCCACCCUCUCACCCUUUCCACCCUCUCACCCUUUCCACCCUCUCACCCUUUCCACCCUCUCACCCUUUCCACCCUCUCACCCUUUCCACCCUCUCACCCUUUCCUCCCUCUCACUCUUUCCACCCUGUCACCCUUUCGUCCCUCAAAACAUUUCCACCUCCUCCACACCGCCCCACCCAGCCCCUUCUGGUUCGGGCCACCGUGCAGGCUUCGGGCAUCCUCAGCCUCGGCCCGAACCUGCUGUUCGUGGCCAGCAGGCUCGGCGACAGCAUGCUCAUUCGCUACCGAGCCAACGAGCACGGACUGGAGAAGCAGCGAGGGGCCAAGCGCUUGAAAGCAGACGAAGCCUCUGAUGGCGAAGGCACUGCUGCAGCUGUUCCUGCAGCUCCUGCUGAUGCAGCUGCUGGUGCGGAGGAGGACGAGGAGCAGGGGCAGGAGGGCUUCUCCUUCCGUGUGUGCGACUCGCUGCUCAACAUCGGCCCCAUCCGAGACCUCGUGCCCGUCCCAGCAUUCCCCACGCCCACUUCCCAGCAGCAACAGCAGCAGCAACAGGAAGUGGGAAAGCUGCAGAUGCUAGUGGCGUGCAGUGGGCAUGGGAAGAACGGUGCGCUGUCGGUGCUGCUGCAGCGAGUGCCACUGGACGUGCUCACACAGGAGGAUCUUCCUGGCUGCUGCGGCCUGUGGACUGUCUAUGGCUCGGAUCUGCCUUCUGAAGCCAGGGAGGGAGGAGAAGAUGGGCAGGCAGCAGCAGGCGGGGCAGGAGGGACAGCCGUAGAGGGGGAGGGAGCAGGAAAGGGAGGUAUAGGAGGGGUUGAGGGCGGUGAGCAGGGGUGUGGAGCAGGUGCUAUGGAGGUGGAGGGAGGGAGUGGGGUGGGGGGUGGAGAAGGUGGGAAGGGAGAUAGAGGCAGCAGUUACCAUGGGUUCCUUGUGCUGGCGUUUGAAGGGCAAAGCAUGCGGAAGGCAGUUUCAUCACACACACGCCCACCCACCGUCAUAGCCACCAAUCUCUUCUCUCUCCUGGUCCCUCCUGCCCCUUCCCCCCUUUCCUGCUUCCCCCCCUCAGGUGCUAGAAACAGUGAGCUGCUUCGGGAGGUCCUAGAAACAGGUGAGUUGCUUCGGGAGGUCUCAGCAAAGGUGCUAGAGACAGGUGAGUUGCUUCGGGAGGUCUCAGCGGAAGUCAGCUUUAUCACCGAUGCCCCCACCCUCCUGGCCGCCAAUCUCUUCUCUCGCCGCUGCAUCCUCCAAGUCACUCCCUCUGCCGUCCGAUUGCUCGCCAGCUCAGCCAGCCUGCUGCAGGAGAUGCUGCCACGUGGCAUGGUGGCUGGGAGAGGGCAGGAGGGUUGGGAGGGGAUGGAGGAGGGGAAGGAGGGGGAAGAGGACGUAGAGAUUGAGUCUGCUGACGUGGCGGAUCCAUAUGUCAUGCUGCGAUUGGUGGAUGGCCGAUUCAUUCUACUUGGACCAGGCAGAGGAGGAAAGGAUUCUCUUCCUGUAGGAGGAGAAGCCACAGAUGCAGGUACAGCCGCCGCUACGGCUGCCCCUGCAGCCGCCGUUACAGCCACUGCCACAGCAGGGAGUGAAGCAAUGGAGGUGGAUAUUAAGCCUGGGGAUGCUGAGAAGAAGGCAGUGGGGAAGCAGGGGUCGGGGAAAGUGGGGGUGGGAGGAGAUGAGGAGAUGGUGGUAAAGGAGGAGAGGAGGGAUGGGGAGGGAAAGAAGGAGGCGAAAGAGGGUGAUGUUGAGAUGGAUGGUGGCAGUGGUGCUGGCAAUGGUGUGGGUAAGGGCACAGAUGUCAAAGCAGAGGAGAAUGGAGUGAAAACAGAGGUGAAAGAAACAGAGGGGUCACAGAAAAGAGAGAAUGAUGGAGCAGUAGCAGCAGCGACAGCACACACGCCUGCACCAGUUGCCACCUCAGCACACAUGUCAGCGCCUGAUUGGCCGAAGCAGUUUGUCGUGGAUCUGCACGUGUCUGUCAACCCUGUCACCGGGCGGCUGUUUUUGUUUGUUGUGCUUUCAGACGGGCGGCUGCUGGGCUUCAGAGCGUUCUGCCCCUCGGGAGCUUCCCCUGGAGAUGUGAUUGCAGCGAGUGUGACAGUAACAGGGGAGCGUGGUGUGAAGGUGGGAGGGCGAGCAGGGGGAGGAGGAGGACAUGGGGUGGGGGAGGGGGAACCUGGACGAAGGGCAGGUAGCAUUGGGGUAGGUGGAUUUGGGGUAGGUGGGUUGCGGUUCAAGAGGGUUUGUUUAGAGGAGGAAGAGGCAGGGAUUCAUGAGGUGGAGGGGGAGGAGGAAGGGGAGGAGGAGGGAAAAGGGGAGGGGGCGGUGGGGAGAGGGGCAGGUCCUAGUGGGGGAGCAGGGGGAGAGGGCAGGAUGAAGCAGGAGGGAGGGGGCGAGAAAGGGGGAGGUGAGAGUGGGGGAGGUGAUACUGCAGCAGAAGAGAAGGCGCAGGGAGAGGAGGGUGUGGAGAGGAGCAGGAGGGCUGGGAGGGCGAGAAAGAAAAUGCUGUUUCCGUUUCAAGGGGUGGGGCUGGAGGGGAGUGGAGGAGGGGGUGGAGGAGGGGGGUUUGGUGGGAGGGGUAAGGGGGGUGUUGGUGACAGUGGUGGCAUUGGCGGUGUGUUUGUGGCUGGGAGUAGGCCGAGAUGGCUGAUGCUGCUGCGCGACAGAGUGUGGGUGCACCCUGUGGCGCCUAAAGAACACACAUACCACAUAUGCCUGCCUGCCCAAACACAGGCCGCAGAGGCAGCAUCGAGCGUGGUGGCAAUGGCGCCCUUCCACAACGUCAACUGCACGCAUGGCUUCCUCCUCAUCUCCUCUCUAAACGUGCUCUCCAUCUGCCAGUUGCCCCCGCUCUUCCAGUUCGACAACGCAUGGCCCCUCAAUAAGAUUCCCUUGCGCUCAACCCCCCACUCGGUCACUCUCUCCCCGGACGCAGCUCAUCUUUUCCUCGUCACUUCAACCCCCGUGUCUCGGCCAGUGUCUCAGUUCCUGGUUCCUUCCCUAGAAGACCCAAAAGAUCCAACAACCGCAGCACUAGGCUUGGCCGGACCUGGAGGUCUGGGAGCUCCAGGAUCCUCCGUCACAGACGCCGAAGCAGUAGCUAUGGUUGAGGACUUCCAGCUUCGGGUGGUAACCUGCCCGAGCCUGGAGGCCCCGAGCCGCGCCCUGGAGGUUCGGCAGAGCUUUGAGUUCCAGCCGUUUGAAGCGGUGACAAUGGUGAAGUCAGUGGUGCUGAGGAAUCGCAGCAGUGGGCAGUUACAGACGCUCCUGGCAGUGUGUACGACGUUUAUCACAGGGGAGGACGCACCUGGGAAAGGCAGGAUCCUGCUCUUCGAGUACAACCCACUGGCAACAGCUGAUGGGGAUGGUCCUGCUGCUGCUGGUACUGGUGCAGCCGCAACGGCAGAUGCAGAGGGUAAAGCGGCAGGUGGAAGCAAUGGAAUUCCCUUGCUGAGGGAGCUCUAUUCAAAGGAGCCCAUAGCGGGUAGCAGUCAAAGAGGCAGCGUGGCAGCACUCACGGCACUGCAGGGCAAUCUGCUGCUGGCGGUGGGGCGGCAGCUGGUGCUGUACGCGUGGAACGGGGUGGAACUAGAAGGAAUUGCCUUCCUUGAUGCUCCUCUCUACGUGGUUUCCAUGGCAACGGUGAAGAGCUUUGUGAUUGUAGGGGAUGUGCUAAAGAGCGUCUACUUCCUGCACUGGAGAGAGGAGGGCGCUCAGCUCACCCUCCUCGCACGCGACUUCUCCUCUCUUCCGAUCACAGCCGUCGAUUUCCUCAUCGACGGCUCAGCUCUCGGCUUGCUUGCGGCCGACACAGCCAAGAACCUCCAAGUUUUUGCAUACUCCAAGUCAAUCGAAACACACAUGGGGCAAAAGCUCCUCCUAAAGGCAUCCUUUCACACAGGAGAGGUGCUCUCGAAGGUUCUUCGGUUGCCGCUGCCACCUCCUCUUGCUGCUGCAACAGGAGGAGGAGGGGGAGGAGGGGGAGGGCAGCAGCAGAGGAACCCAGCUGCAGCAGCUUUGGGCCGAACCAACAGAUUCGGCGUGCUGGCAGGGACGCUCGGCGGGGUGAUUGCGGUGGUGACUCCCGUACCGGAGCUGGUGUUUCGAAGGCUGGACACAGUGCAGCGUUACAUGGUAACUGCAGUGGAGCAGACAGCAGGGUUACACCCGCUGGCGUUCCGGGCGGUGCAAGGGCUGGGGAAGGGGCAGCAGCAUUCCGGAGUGGAGCGAAUGAUUGACUCUCAGCUUCUUGCUCAGUAUGCACUGAUGGAGGACAGUCAGCAGCAGCAGCUAGCAGAGGACGUCGGUUCCACUCGUCCCAUGGUGCUGCAGAACCUGCGGGACCUUGCCCACAAUGCCAUGCUCUUCUAG
Molecule: messenger RNA, 7224 nt
Organism: Closterium sp. Naga37s-1
Lineage: Eukaryota; Viridiplantae; Streptophyta; Zygnematophyceae; Desmidiales; Closteriaceae
Source: the annotation of a GenBank genome assembly